CUUUGUCGUUGCCUGCUCCUUCGUCUAAGGUUACUCCAAUCAAGGAUGUCGUCACUGAGUUCAAAACUCCUGACUCUCUGCAAACGGCCGCAAGUCGCGGUACUAACCACGGAGGUCUGCUUUCAUCAAAUUUUGCCUUCAAAGGAAUAAAUGUGUCAUCACGGCGUUUGGCUCAUACCGACGUCAAAUUUCCGGACUUUUCUAACUAUCGUAGAGAGGUUACAUUAGAUACGCAGAAAGCUGCACGUGAUACCGAAGAUCAGCGGCGUUCGCUUGCCCAUGCUGUUUAUUACGGAGCUGGCGGUGUGAUGUUCUCUCGCUGCGAAGAAUUAAGCUUCAAGUUCGGUCUUAUUCAAGAUGGCUGCUGA
Molecule: messenger RNA, 368 nt
Organism: Ostertagia ostertagi
Lineage: Eukaryota; Metazoa; Nematoda; Chromadorea; Rhabditida; Trichostrongylidae
Source: the annotation of a GenBank genome assembly